Molecule: messenger RNA, 483 nt
Organism: Beauveria bassiana ARSEF 2860
Lineage: Eukaryota; Fungi; Ascomycota; Sordariomycetes; Hypocreales; Cordycipitaceae
Exons: 2
Coding region: 1-483 (160 amino acids)
Source: RefSeq, a predicted model, not a curated record
AUGAAGUUCUCCACUCUCAUUGCUGCUGCCCUCGGCGCCGUCGCCACCGCGGCUCCUGCCCCUGCCGCCGAGACUGCCGCCCUCGAGGCGCGCAGCUCGUUCGACUUUGGCCAGCUCAACAACCUCGUCUUCAAGCAAAACGACUUCAACUACCUCCUCAACAUCAACUCGCUCGACCUGCAGCUCUUCCAGCAGCUGGGCCUCAACAACAACCUCAACCUGCUGCUCUUCCAGGAUGUCUUCAACGUCAACAGCUUCGACCUCAACUCUCUGCUCCAGUUCCAGCAGCUGCAGACUCUGCUGGCCAUUGCUGGAACCGGUGCUCUCAAUGGCUUUGACCUUGGAAGCCUGGCCCUUGGCGGUCUCAACUUCGGCCUUGUCAACGGCAUUAGCGGUGUUGAUCUGCGCCAAUUCGUCAGCUCAUCGUCGAUCCCCGAGAUUGAGUCCAUUGCUAAGAAGGUUUCCACUCCCCUUAUUGGUUAA